Rhagoletis pomonella (apple maggot) is the source of this 1381-nucleotide messenger RNA. RefSeq names its product adenosine 3'-phospho 5'-phosphosulfate transporter 2 (gene Papst2). Lineage: Eukaryota; Metazoa; Arthropoda; Insecta; Diptera; Tephritidae. Gene Ontology annotation, biological process: transmembrane transport. Gene Ontology annotation, cellular component: endoplasmic reticulum membrane; Golgi membrane. Gene Ontology annotation, molecular function: 3'-phosphoadenosine 5'-phosphosulfate transmembrane transporter activity. The record is from RefSeq and is a predicted model, not a curated record.
UUUUUCACAAAUUGUACUUUUAUCCUUUGAUAAGAGUGUAGAGUGAAACGUAAAUAUUUAAAACGACACCCCGAAUCUUAUAAAAAUGAGUAACAACGGAGGCAAACAACUGGAUUCUGAUCCACCUGAAUUGCGAAUUCUCUGCUUCAAUCUGACGUACUACAAUCGCACCACACAAUUCCUUCUAAGUUGUGCCGGUGUUUUUGUGCUCUACCUUAUUUACGGGUACCUGCAGGAACUUAUUUUCACUGUCGAAGGAUUUAAGCCAUACGGCUGGUUCCUCACUCUAGUGCAAUUCGGUUAUUAUAUAUGCUUCGGUGUGAUUGAACGCGAUUUAGAGGCAAGACGUAGAGAUAAGUUGCUGCCUGGCGGCAGCGUGGACACUUCUCAGCGUUGCAUACCGAUGCGUACGUAUUUUCUACUUGCUGCGCUAACACUUGGCACUAUGGGAUUGUCUAAUUCCAGUCUAGGUUACCUUAACUAUCCUACGCAAGUGAUUUUCAAGUGUUGCAAGUUGAUUCCUGUGUUAAUUGGCAGUAUUUUAAUACAAGGGAAACGUUAUGGACCACUAGACUUUGCAGCGGCAAUUGCUAUGUGCAUUGGUUUAGCUUGGUUUACGCUCGCUGACUCGCAAGUAUCGCCGAAUUUUAAUGUUACAGGAGUGGCUAUGAUAUCAACAGCUUUGUUGUGCGAUGCAGCUAUUGGCAAUGUACAGGAAAAAGCAAUGCGCGAAUAUCGCGCACCAAGCAGUGAGGUUGUGCUCUACUCUUAUGGACUGGGUUUUAUUUAUCUGCUGGUUAUAUUGAUGUUGACGGGAAACUUUUUCAGCGGUUUUGCGUUCUGCCUGGAGCAUACUCUGGAAACAUUCGGCUAUGGCUUCUUUUUUAGCUUAUCUGGUUACUUGGGCAUACAAUUCGUGUUGGCUUUAGUGCGUAGCAGUGGUGCACCAGUGGCGGCUACGGUGACAACAGCAAGAAAGGCAGUAACGAUUGCUUUAUCGUUUGUUUUCUUUAGCAAACCGUUUACAUGGCAAUAUCUAUGGUCAGGUUUAAUAGUUGUGCUAGGCAUAUAUUUAAAUGUUUAUAGUAAAAAAACAAAGAUGACUAUGCGAGACUUUGAACACAAGUUGAAGUACGCACUUAACGCCUUCCGUAUUUGGGAAAGAUCGACCAGUCGCAAAUUCUUGGUGGAAGUUUGAAUAUGUCGUACGGUUUUCUCAUAUACAUACAUACGUCUGUACAUAAAUACUUGGCAAAUGUGUCAAGUUUAAGUAUGUUUUAACUACUUCGAUACCAAAUUUAGUGUAGAUAUAUGUAAUAAGAAAUUAGAUUUGGAAUCAAUAGCUCGUUAGACAUAUUCUUUGUAUCUGUGUAACUUAAAC